Rhopilema esculentum is the source of this 2873-nucleotide messenger RNA. Its product is annotated as nicotinamide/nicotinic acid mononucleotide adenylyltransferase 1. Lineage: Eukaryota; Metazoa; Cnidaria; Scyphozoa; Rhizostomeae; Rhizostomatidae. The record is from RefSeq and is a predicted model, not a curated record. Gene Ontology annotation, molecular function: nicotinate-nucleotide adenylyltransferase activity; nicotinamide-nucleotide adenylyltransferase activity. Gene Ontology annotation, biological process: NAD+ biosynthetic process.
AGAAUUGCUCCUCUGAUAUUGGCGAAUAGCUCAGGAAUUGCAAUUUGAAGGAAUUGCAGCACUGAAACUCGUCGAUUGCAUAAACAGACUCUGAGAGUCUUUCAGGAAAUUUAAACAUUGUUGCUGGCGUCUCAGACAAAUAACAAGAAAAGUCCUCGAGCGAGAGACUGGGAACAGUUUUGUAUUUUGAUUUGAUUUCCCGCCAAAAAAUCGAUGACCAAUUCGUCCCAGCAAGUAAAGAUGGCAGCGAAAACGAAAGUUAUUCUUUUUAGCUGUGGAAGUUUCAAUCCAAUUACUCACAUGCAUUUACGUCUUUUUGAGCUUGCUCGAGACGCUUUGAAUAAAACUGGUAUUUUCGAAGUUAUAGCUGGCAUCAUUUCACCGGUUAAUGAUGCCUACAACAAGGAGGGUUUGAUUCAUUCAAGACAUCGAAUAGAAAUGGUUCGAUCAGCGACCCAAGGAUCUGACUGGCUUAGGGUUGACGAUUGGGAAGCAAAGCAAUCGGAAUGGCAACGAACAAGGCUUGUGCUUGAUAAUGCGAAAGAGAAGUUGUCUAAAGGAGAACCACCUUACACAAAUUUACGGCUUAACGGAUGCUCAGCAAAGAUUAAGCUACUUUGUGGAGCAGAUAUGUUGGAGUCAUUCUCGGUUCCAGAUCUUUGGUCAACAGAUGACAUGGAAACAAUUGCAGGGGAUUAUGGAAUGGUUGUCAUAACAAGGGAGGGUUCAAACCCUGAGCGAUUUGUCAACGCAACAGAGCUUCUCAGAAGAAGAAAGGAUUCAAUUCAUAUCGUUACGGAAUGGAUUUAUAAUGAAAUUAGCGCCACAAAAAUAAGGCAAGCACUGCGAAAUGGAGACAGCGUAAGAUAUUUGAUUCCGGACCCAGUUAUUGAGUACAUAAAUAAAAAUAAACUAUACAAAUCAUAAUUUGCAAAUUUUUUGUAAGCAAUCUAGUUAUAUUGAAAUCAUGCUGCCCCUGUUCUGUUUGCAAGGUAGCAUUGUCAUUGAUUAUGUCGUGUAAUUACGCACAUCAGAUGUAUGCCUUUUCAUGCUAUUGUGGUCUUAUUACGGUCUGCAAUUGUUCCACCCAUAUCUAGUUCUUAUCUUACUACGGAAUCCAAGAAGUAGAGAAAUCAAUUGAUUGUAGUAAAUCCCUUUGUUUUUCAACUGUUAUAUUUACGAAAAACUGGCUUUGCUUCCUUCAGCUUCGCUACCUGAUUGUUUAUUUCAACAUUCUGUACUGAAAUAUAUGAUUCAUGGUUUUGGGAGAAGCAGCCUUUAAAGUAUCUGUCGUAUGUUGUACAAUGCAACAAUUCAACGAUACAUGAUGCCAUGGCUAACACGCUUAAGCUAUUUAGGAGAAUCCCAUUCAUUUAUAUUUUAUUUUGUCCCGAAAGGGUUACCGAAUGUGAAAGCCUAGGAUGUAUAGUUCUUGGUCGAGGAGAAAGUUUAAGUUAUUUAUAAGCAGAUUUUUCGAGGUGUUUUCAUUCCUACAUCAAUAUUAUGUCUAGCGUCUGUACUUGCUUAGUCUCUCCUUGAAAAAACUAAAAGUCAGCACCUUUCGUAGGGUAGAAAAUACGUACGGCUACAUACAUCAAACUGUACAUUUUGCAAGAAGUUUGGUGGAUGUAGCCUACAGCGGUGCAUACUCUGAGAACUAAAUUUGCAGGCGGCCAAAUGACCCGCUGUAAAUAUGAUAAAGUCGGUGUCCUUUGAGCUCGAAAGGAAGGAAAUGAGAGUGGGUCGUUUUGCGCUCUUACUCUCCUCAACUCUGAGCAGGUGCAUUUGCAUGCGUGGUGAAUUUUGGACGUGUUCAAAGCAACUACGUAGGUGAAUGAGCGUUUCUGGGAACUAAACGAAUAAGCAGGAUCAACAAACGUGUUUGUCCUUUGUGCGGUUCAUUUACCGAUACCUACAAACCUUCCCUAAGUAACAAUCGCCUUUUCAACGACGCUGCUUGCGAAUGUCAUUCGUGUGAUCGCUCCGUUUUGGGCUGUGGGAAUAAAACCAAACAUUUAGAACAGUUAAAUCCAGAACCACACUAACAUGAAAAGGCAAUCUGUGUUUUUAUGAUUGUUAUUUUUAAUGAUUUCUUACUUGUUUUCAUAUUUUGAAUAGAAAUUCAAUGCGUGUCUUGGUAUUCAUUAUAAUAAGAUCUCAGAGUGACCAUAUUGUCUAAGCCUCCUUUUGAUUAAAGAAGUAAGAUAUUUUCUAUCACACUUUGAGCUAAAUGAAUUCCACGGGCCAAAAGAUAAUGUAAUUCAUGCUUUUUGAAGCAUCAUUCAUAAUCAAGAUGACAUUCAAAUUCUGUGGCUUGCAUACAGGUUGCACUUCUUUUGAAAUUUCGUUUCGUAUCCUUGCAAAGUUCAUCGGCAUAGAAUUUGAGGAUCUAACUUUCAAAGAAAAGUUUCUUUUAUGUUAGUACUUCAAGCUAAGACCUGGAGUGCGUCUUGUUGACCACCUUUGAGAAUUUGGAUUUUUAUUAAAAGGAGAACCCAUAAAGAGCUUUCGUCAAGGAUAAGGCCCUUGUAAAGCCAAUCAAUGUGCUUGUAAUAUAGAACCCACGUUAUGUUUGUGAACUCGGUAUUCUUCGUUUUGCAGUCAUUUGAGAAUUAGCUUCAUUUAUUCGAUGCCGUCAAUUCUUUUAAUUUUUCUGAACAAAUCGAAGGGAUCUGUGUCAUCUUUUAAAUUGAUAGCUCAAGAUAAGGUUCUCUUAGUGUAAUAAAAAUAAUUGGACAUGGUUUAGAAUAAUUUGUUGCACUCUAUUAUACUAAUUGUCCUUAUCUUAGUGAUGUAAUUACGGUUUGAAUUGUGCAUUCUAUAAGUCACGAAGUUUUGCAUAUUUUUAUAGCAUGCAAUAAAUAUCUUCAUUA